AUGCCCGCUGUUACUCGCCUCACCGCAUGGAAGUUUGUGAAAGGGACAACCAAUGAGCAGAAGCGCCAGGCUCGCGGCGCCCUAUUGAAGCUCUACUCUGAUCUCGACCGCUUCGUGAACCAUGGCCCCAUUGGUGGCAAGAACAUCUCCAGGUUCAACCUCCAUAAGGAUUUAGAUCUCGCGUUCACCGUCGAGUUCAAGAGCGCACAAGCGCGCGAUGAGUUUGACGGACACCCUCUUCAUGAUACCGUGGUCGUGACGAAGUUGAGGCCUUUCAUUGCUGACAUCUUCGUCUUUGACUUAGUGAAGGACCAAUACGAGUAG
Messenger RNA from Peniophora sp. CBMAI 1063, 324 nucleotides. The record is from the annotation of a GenBank genome assembly. Lineage: Eukaryota; Fungi; Basidiomycota; Agaricomycetes; Russulales; Peniophoraceae.